AUCCGUACAUAUAUAGAUACAUCCAAAUAUUUUGAAAAAUGUCAUGAUAUUGUCAAACCUUCCUUUUAUUUUACUAACUUUAGCUCUUUUUUUUUAUAGAAAAGCUACAAAACAAAUAUUCAAAGCUAAAAUAUCAGUUUCAGCGAAAUAUUAAAAAAAUUAGACAUCUAAAAAGUGGUUCUGGCUGUGAAAGUAUCACUGUGCCAUGGAUGCAUUUUAAUGCUCUACAAUUCCUUGAUGGAGUUGAUGACAGCUUUUCUACUUUGGAUGGUGAUAAGCAUAAAUCAACCCAGAACGAGCUGACUUUCAUGUAUAAUAAAGAUCAGGAGGUAGAAUCCAUUUCACAUUCUGCCGGUAUUGAUCCUGAUGUGAGUUUCAUUUCUAUGGAAUGUUUUGAGGAUGCCGAAAGAAUUCCUGAACGAAAUAUGGAGGAAGAGAGGAGGGAUUCUGCAGAGGAACCAGAACCCUCAUUCUGUGGUGAAGUUUCUUCUCCCAAAACAAACCUACCAGAACCUCCACUCCCUAGUGUAUUUCCUUCUGGUGAAAAUUCUACACGAGAAAAUCACCAGGGCGUUUAUAAGCGAGCAGCUUAUAAACGCAAAAGAAAAUCAAAUGCAACUUCAAGUGAUGAUUUUCUUGAUGAAGCGGUUAAAGCAUUAAAAAAAAUUCCUCCUAAGCAGGAGGAUUCCAUGGAGGACGCUUGCGGGAAGUACAUUGCCCACAUUCUAAAGUCAAUACCUGAUUUGGAAAAG
This is a messenger RNA of Parasteatoda tepidariorum (common house spider), 752 nucleotides long. NCBI's taxonomy places the organism in Eukaryota, Metazoa, Arthropoda, Arachnida, Araneae, Theridiidae. The record is from RefSeq and is a predicted model, not a curated record.